UCAUCACAAAAACUAUUGUUCAAUUUCCCACAAACGUCAUAAACCCUAAACCCUACACGAAAACAAAAGAAAAGAAAGAAGCAUGUCGAAUCCCAGCGUUAGCUUGAAGCUGUUGAUCGACGCCAAACGCGGCGUUGUGUUAUUCGCCGAAACCGCGGAAAACCUCGCCGCCGUCAUGUACGGCAUGCUCUCUAAGCCGGAGACCGUCAUCUCUCUCCUCCGGCAACAAGACACGGCGGCGGGCUCUUUAACAAAGCUCUGCAAAAGCAUCGAAAACGUCGACAAGAAAUCGACCAAUGGGGUUUACUGCUGCGGGUAUUGUGGUUUUCCCGAGUAUUCCGAUGAUCCCUCGGCGGUUUGCUCGUACUGCUUAGUUUACAUGGACGCGACAAUGGCGUAUGUUGCGCCGCCGGUGCCGGCGGGUGGAAGCGGCGGCAAAGCUCCGCGUUACAUAAUUACGGACGAUUUGGAGAUAACGCCGAUGUCGGCCGUCUCCAUCGUCACUCUCUUCAAGAGGCUCGGCAUCGACGACGUCGAUGCCUUGGAGGAGAAGGUGGUGGAUUUCGGCGUCGACGAGGCCAUUAAGGUGGUGAAUGUUUCUCGGCAGUCCAAGAAGGUUCUCACGGAGGUCUUCCUCAAGCUCAAGCCCAAGCCCGAGCCCGAGCCCGAGCCCGAGACCGUCAAAAGAGAUAUUGAAGGGACAGAAGGACUCGCAACGGAUCUACGAAGAAUUCUCAAUAUAUUCAACAACUAAGAUGGGUCAAUCGGCAUUGCUUUCCAUGUUGAUUCUAAUUAGCAAUUUUCGACAAUGAAUUAUUAUUAUUAUUAUUUUUUUUCAGAUGCUUUAUAAGUUAU
This is a messenger RNA of Salvia miltiorrhiza (redroot sage), 855 nucleotides long. RefSeq lists its product as uncharacterized. The coding region runs from base 83 to 754 and encodes 223 amino acids. Lineage: Eukaryota; Viridiplantae; Streptophyta; Magnoliopsida; Lamiales; Lamiaceae. The record is from RefSeq and is a predicted model, not a curated record. The transcript is spliced from 3 exons.